ACCUUGUAUGACACAUUUCAUUUAACUUAAACAUUGUUAUGUUUUGUUCAUAUAAUAAAUUUGAGUCAAUUGCUGAAGCAUCUAGCUUCAGGGUUUCCCACAAUGAAGUUCCAUGCCAUUGAGUUUCCACCCAAUGGCAAGAACACUUCACAAAACAGUUUCAAAAGGCUGUUCCUAACACUUACGUUGAUCUUCUUUACCUCAAUUCCUCUGUAUCUGAUCAGGAAAUCGCAGUCGCCUUUGCCACCUCAGGAGAUUGAUAUCAGCAGCCUGAGAAAAAACAGAGAGGUGCUCAAGAAAUGUGAUAUCUUCAAAGGGAAAUGGGUGCCUCAUCCAGAAGGUCCAUAUUACACAAAUGAAACUUGCCCUCUGAUUAUUGAUCAGCAUAACUGCAUGAAAUUUGGGAGGCCUGAUACAGAGUUCAUGAGGUGGAGGUGGAAGCCGGAUGAAUGUGAGCUACCUUACUUUGACGCAGUCCAGUUCUUGGAGCUUGUCAGGGGGAAAUCCAUGGCCUUUCUUGGGGACUCUGUAGGAAAGAACCAAAUGCAUUCAUUGCUCUGUCUCUUAUCCAGCGUGGCUUCUCCAGAAGAUGUUUCCAGUAAAUAUUCAUCAGAUACAACUUAUUUCACCCACUGGUUCUACGCAGACUACAACUUCACGCUAGCAUCAUUAUGGUCACCAUUCUUGGUCACAUCCAGAGAUGCAGAUCUGAACGGGUAUUCCUAUGACAGCUACAUGAGCCUCUACAUAGAUGAAGCUGAUAAAGGAUGGACAGGGGAGAUUGAAGGUUAUGAUUAUGUGAUCAUUUCAGCAGGGCAUUGGUUCUUCCGGCCACUGUACUUACAUGAAAAGGGUCAGCUUGUUGGAUGUCACAAAUGCUCUGUAAAGAACAUCACAAGCCUUAGCGUGUACCAUGGAUACAGGAUGGCUUUCAGAACAGCCUUCAGGACCCUCUUGAGUCUUAAACGCUACAAGGGUGUUACAUUUUUAAGGACAUUUUCACCGGCACACUUUGAGAAUGCAGAUUGGGAUAAGGGAGGGAACUGUUUGAGGACAAAGCCAUUUACAAACCAAGAAAGGAAGUCGGACGACUAUAUCUGGGAGUUCUACUUGACACAGGUGGAGGAAGUAAGAGCAGCAGAGGAUGAAGGGAGGAAAAGGGGCUUGCAGUUUGUGCUGCUAAAUACUACUGAAAUAAUGUGGCUGAGGCCAGAUGGUCAUCCAAGCCAAUUUGGUCACUCACGUCACAGAAAUGAAACAGUAAACGACUGUGUUCAUUGGUGCUUGCCAGGCCCCAUUGAUACAUGGAAUGAGCUCUUGCUGUAUAUGAUGAAGAUGGGAGUUCUGAAAGGGAGGGAAAGGAAGUUGAUGAAAAAUUACAUUUGAAUUCUGUUCAUUUAUGGCAAAAAAUAUUCUGUUUAUUUAAUUCUUUUUGCUAUAAAGAGACAUAUUUGAGCCUCUGUGGGGGGAAAUAUAUUUGUGAAUGAUUCAUUAAAAAAAAGUUAGAAUAUAUAUAUAUAUAUAUAUAGUUGAAUCAAUGUACUUGGAUCUACUGGAUAAGAAAUUAGUUUUAUUAUG
Molecule: messenger RNA, 1578 nt
Organism: Rubroshorea leprosula
Lineage: Eukaryota; Viridiplantae; Streptophyta; Magnoliopsida; Malvales; Dipterocarpaceae
Source: the annotation of a GenBank genome assembly